Molecule: messenger RNA, 3051 nt
Organism: Panicum virgatum (switchgrass)
Lineage: Eukaryota; Viridiplantae; Streptophyta; Magnoliopsida; Poales; Poaceae
Product: protein GRAVITROPIC IN THE LIGHT 1-like
Exons: 3
Coding region: 207-1556 (449 amino acids)
Biological process (GO): negative gravitropism; response to red or far red light
Source: RefSeq, a predicted model, not a curated record
UUUGCUUUUGUUGUUCCCAAUGCCAUGUCGAAUUGUCGACCUCCGUUCUUGUCCUCCUCAUACUACCACGCUGCUCAACUGGCAUCUCGCUUUGCCGCUGCCGGCCAGGCCUUCAAAAUGUUUCGAAAUUAUUUUAGACCAGGCAAGGGAAGGAACAAGGCUUCACUGAUCUCCCUCAUCAAUCUAGCGUUUACUCUACCCCGCAGAUGCUAGCUAGACUGAAAGCAGUCACCAGGCCAAUGGAUUCAGCAACACCAAGAACAAGUGCCGCGACUCCUACCUGUACCGUUCCUGGGCUCCUAGCUGGCCUCACCAAGCUCUGCAAGCUCACCAAGGUCUGCGCAGCGCCAGCACUGGACGAUGAGACAAAAUCUCAACUUGGAACUUGCGGUGGAUAUGAUCAGAGGCUGCUUCUCAUAAGACUGUUUGAAGCAGUGGGAUCCCUCAAGUCAGCCUACAUCAAGCUCCCGAGAGCUUACAUCCCCUACGAUCCGGCCAAGAUCGCCUUCGCCGAUGAGAUUAUCACGUCUGAGCUCGAUUCAGUAACAGCUCUGCAGCGCCUGUGCAGUUGGAGCUGUGGGAUCGGGUCGUUGGUCAACGAGCGGUGGUCCUUGGUUCAGGAACUGGAGGCCGAGACGAGGAAGAGGGGUUCAGACAUCGUGGUGCUCAAGAGAGAACUGGAGGCGCUGCAGAGGGAGAACUCGAGACUGAACAGGCAGAUCAAGAGCGAAAAGUUGUCGUCAAGUAAGCAGAAGAGUGACAAGGGCUCCGUCGUGCCGAAAGAGUUAGCCACGGCUACACCAAGUACAGUGCUGGAGGUGUUCAAGGUGGCAUCAGCAUCGGUGCACGACUUUGCAGAGUUGAUUGCUACUAGCAUGAUGCAGGCAUCUUCAGAUAACUGUACUGUGAAGGAUGCUGCAGUAGAGCAGUCAUGGACAUGGAGGAGGUGCUCACUUGAGGCGCACCUGUCGCGAACAAUGCUCGUCGGUGCCAUUAUUACCGGUACUGAAGAAGAAGAAGAAGAAGACGGAGAUACGAAAUGGUUGAAAAUGAGUGGUGGUCGCUUCGAUCGGAUCAUGAGGUUCUGCGACCCUCUGGACGCCUUGAUGCAGUACCCAAUCUCGGGCUUCUCGAGAUUCUGCCGGUCAAGGUACCUGGCCGCCGUGCCGGCGGAAACGGAGGCGGCCGUGUUCCGGAACCUGGACCAGCGGGCGUUCGUGGCGCGCGGGAGGACGUGGUUCUACCGGGCGUUCGCGACGAUGGCGAGGUCGGCGUGGGCGCUGCGUGCGGCCACGGCAAGGUGCUUAGAGCACGGAGUACACGGUGUCAGAAUGUUGUACGCGAGGAGAGGGAGCGAGUACGCCGAGGAGUUGAUGGAGAGCGUGGCUGCGCCUGCGUAUGGCGUCGGGGAAGGAGAAGGUGACACUGACACGGAGGAGAAGCUUAGCGUUGCCUUCACUGUGACGCCCGGAGUGAAGGUCGGCGCCACGGUGGUGGCGUGCAGGGUGCUUCUCCGUCAGUGUCGUCAUCAGGAGGGCUUCCUCCAAAUCCAAUGACGACUGCGGUUCUUAACUUUUUCUCUUUAAGAAAAAACAAGUACUGUAGUUAUGAAGAGCUGUGAGCCUCUGACUUGCAUUGAAUAUUUGCAUUUAGGCCGUGUUUAGUUUCCCAUCUUUGGAAUUUUGAAAGGGAAUCUUUCCAUAUUUGAAGUACUAAACAUAGACUAAUCACAAAACUAAUUAUAGAACUUGUCUUUAAACUACGAGCCAAAUCUAAUGAGUCCAAUUAAUCCAUCAUUAGAGCAUGUUUACUGUAGCUUUACUGUGGCAAUUUAGUUUUUAAUCACGGCCUAAUUAGGUUCAUUAGAUCCGUCUCGCAAUUUACAGUCCAUUUGUGAUUUUUUUUUUCCGACUACAUUUAAUACACCAUGCAAGUGAUUUAUAAAAUUUUUGGAAUUUUGAAGUUUGAAACUGAACACGGCCUUAGUAGUGCCAAUUGAAAUUAAAAUUGGCAUUGAAUAUAUGUCGGUCAGUUUUGGAUUUGCUUGAACGUGUGUGGCAGGCAGAGCAGAGUGGGCGGUGGGUUGAGGGCAGGCAGGUCAAAAGUCUAAACGCGGCGUUGGUUGGCAUGGCAUUGGCAGCUGGGUGUUUUGCACACGGACACGGUGACGCGGCAACAACGACUUUUGAGUUUGAGUGUUGGCUGCCUGCUACGCACGUCGUCGUCUUAAAUUCCUGGCUUCCCUCUCACGACGAAAUUAUUAUUCACUACAUUCUCUUCCCAUGGAGGACUACAUUCUCUUGGGUUUGAUUAGCUAGCUCGCUGGCUCCUUGGCCUCCAAGUUAGUUUCUUCCACCGCCGGCGCCGUGUAUAUAUCUCUCUUCUUCCUCACACCGACCGACCUCUCCAGUCCUGACCUGUCCAAUUAACAAGCAUUCCCUUCAUCAGGCUCAGCUCAGGCGAUGGGACGAAGCCGUCUCUUCCAGUUGCGUGGCCUCCUCCUGCUGCUCCUGCUUACCGUCUUGGCGCCGCGGCCUUCCACCUGCGCUAGGCCUCUCAACAAUAACAUCAUACUGAUGCCUGUCGCGGCGGCUGCAUCUGCAGCCACACCACCGUCCAUGAUGCCCAGAGAGAGAAGCAGCAGUGAGGAUCAGCGUCAGCUGCCACGCACCGGCAGGAGCAGCAGCUACGAGUGGCUGCUCAACAGCAAGCCCCGGGGGAAGCCACCGCCAUCAGCACCCAGCAAACGCACCAAUUGACGAACAAGCUAUAAGAUUCAUACUAAAAUCCUACUGGCUGCCCUGCUCUGCUUAAUUUGCAAUCAAGCUGUGGCUGCAGAGAGAACCAACAAAAUACUCCAUCUGUUCUUUCUCCCCUUCUUUUCCUUUUCAUUAUAGAUAGCAGCUAGCAUAGCGUAUAUCAGUAUAUGUAUUGUUUUGUUCUUUCAUUAUACUAUCUCGUGUCUUUUGCCUGACAGAAGAAUUGAUGUAAAAUAUAUGAGUAGUACAGCUAAAUACACAUGUUCCUAGAUCAUGUACACGCAUUUUUCAG